This is a messenger RNA of Dovyalis caffra, 1500 nucleotides long. The record is from the annotation of a GenBank genome assembly. NCBI's taxonomy places the organism in Eukaryota, Viridiplantae, Streptophyta, Magnoliopsida, Malpighiales, Salicaceae.
AUGGCUCGUAGAUUUCUUCGAACAACUCCUCUCCAUCACUUCUCUGCACCCUUUACACCAAAACCCCUUUUGUUUUCCACAAAUCAAUCCCUCUACAGGAAGCAGAUUUCCCUCUCCACUCUCCUUCAAAGGUACGGUUUCCCUCCCACUCAGCUCCACACUUUCCUUUCCAGAAAUCGCUCUCUCUUGAAUUCCAAUUUACAUGAUAUCGAGAAAUCCCUUAGUAUUCUCCUAGCAUCUUUCAAGAUUCCACCCAAAUCUAUCGUUUCUCUUAUCAAUGACUGCCCCGGGGUCUUGAACUUUGAUUUCUUGAAGAAAUGGGAAAUGGCUUUUUCAGAACUUGCCGAUUUGGGCGUUUCUCCAUUGCUCAUCAAAAGUGUUUUGGAGCAUUCUAAGAUAUUCCAGAUUGAGCCAGAUAGGUUUAAUGAGACUUUGAAGCUUUUGAAGGGUUUAGGGUUUAGUGAGGGUACUACAAGGAGGGUUUUAGAGGGUUUUCCUCGAGUGAUUGCUUUGAAGGAAAGCGAAAUACAUAAGAAAAUUCAAUUUUUGAUGGGAAUUGGAAUUCCUAGAGAUGGCCUUGACUGGGUUUUCAAUUCAUUUCCUGAGGUUUUAGGAUUUGGAAUCGAAAAUAGGCUAAUUCCAUUGCUUAAUGAGUUUCAGGAUUUGGGUUUCAGUAAAGAGUUGGUUAGGAAUGAGAUAAUUAGAGAGCCACGGGUUUUUGGUAUGGAAGUAGGUGAACUUUCAAGGUGUCUGGACUUGAUUAGGUCUUUGAAAUGUCGAGAACCGAUCAAAUUGGCUGUCUUUAGUGAGGGAGCAUUUAUAGCUGGGUUUGAAGUGAAACUAAGAGUUGACUGCUUAUGCAAACAUGGGUUGAUUCGCAGAGAAGCAUUGAAGAUUUUGUGGAAAGAGCCAAGGGUCAUUUUAUAUGAUAUAGAUGACAUUGAGAAGAAGAUUGAGUUUCUUGUGAACACUAUGAGAUUUAAUGUCGGCUGCUUGGUUGAUGUUCCAGAGUAUUUGGGCGUGAAUUUUGAGAAGCAGAUUGUUCCUAGAUACAAGGUGAUAGAGUUUUUGCGUGCAAAAGGUGGACUUGGAGAUGAGAUAGGAUUGAAGGGUAUAAUCAAGCUAAGUAGGCUUAGAUUCUAUAAUAUGUAUGUCAAGCCAUAUCCAGAAUGCGAAAAAAUGUUUGGAAGGUUUUCAGGAGAUUUUCAAGUAAAAAGCCAACAUCCAGCGGGAUUAUGGAAGCUUUUUAAACACCAACAAAAGGAUCCUGACUCGAAAGAAGAUGUGAAGAACAUGAAGGCCUUCAUGGAAGCAGGAGAUGUGGCGAGAGACUUUGUCGAGCAGUCACUUGUUGCUAUAAGCUUUGAAGCAAGGAAAUUCAAGUUAUUCUUGAACCGAUCAGGGGAGAUUCGUGCAUGCGAGUGCUCUCUUGCCAGCUCUCAACCAGCAUUUACUGGAAGUUUGGCGCUUCUCACUCAGGAUUGGAUUAUUAAAAUUUAA